This is a messenger RNA of Gracilinanus agilis (Agile Gracile Mouse Opossum), 4417 nucleotides long. It is a transcript of the gene NEMF, whose product is annotated as nuclear export mediator factor. Gene Ontology annotation, cellular component: RQC complex. The record is from RefSeq and is a predicted model, not a curated record. Gene Ontology annotation, molecular function: ribosomal large subunit binding; tRNA binding. The transcript has 33 exons. Lineage: Eukaryota; Metazoa; Chordata; Mammalia; Didelphimorphia; Didelphidae. Gene Ontology annotation, biological process: rescue of stalled cytosolic ribosome; ribosome-associated ubiquitin-dependent protein catabolic process. Bases 35 to 3325 code for a protein of 1096 amino acids.
GGCCGGGAAGCUGAGCUACUGAAGAACCUUCACCAUGAAGACUCGUUUCAGUUCCGUAGAUAUCUGUGCCAUCCUUUCCGAAUUCAAUUCCAGCUUGUUAGGAAUGAGAGUACACAACAUUUAUGAUGUGGAUAAUAAGACAUACCUUAUACGCCUUCAAAAACCAGACUUUAAAGUUACACUUUUACUCGAAUCUGGUAUACGAAUUCAUACAACAGAGUUUGAAUGGCCAAAGAAUAUGAUGCCAUCUAGCUUUGCCAUGAAGUGCCGAAAACAUUUGAAGAGUCGCAGAUUAGUUAGUGUAAAACAGCUUGGUGUGGAUCGAAUUGUAGAUUUUCAGUUUGGAAGUGAUGAAGCUGCCUAUCAUUUAAUCAUUGAACUUUAUGAUAAGGGGAAUAUUGUUCUUACCAACUACGAUUACCUAAUUUUAAAUAUCUUGAGGUUUCGAAGUGAUGAAGCAGAUGAUGUAAAAUUUGCUGUUCGAGAAAAAUAUCCAGUUGAUCAUGCUAGAGUAUUUGAACCAUUACUUUCAUUGGAAAGAUUAACUGAGAUAAUAUCCAGUGCACCCAAAGGAGAACAGUUAAAGAGAAUUCUUAACCCACAUCUCCCAUAUGGGGCCACUCUGAUUGAACACUGUCUUAGAGAAAAUGGAUUCUUGGGCAAUGUAAGAGUAGAUGAGAAAUUUGAAACUAGAGAUAUUGAAAAGGUACUUAUUUGUCUGCAGAAGGCAGAAGAUUAUAUGAAAACAAUGUCCAACUUCAGUGGAAAGGGGUAUAUCAUUCAGAAAAAAGAGAAAAAACCAAGCCUAGAGCCAGAUAAGCAGUCUGAAGAUAUACUCACAUAUGAAGAGUUUCAUCCUUUCUUGUUUUCUCAACAUUCCAAAUGUCCAUAUUUAGAAUUCGAAUCAUUUGAUAAGGCAGUGGAUGAAUUUUAUUCUAAGCUAGAAGGCCAGAAGAUAGACUUGAAAGCUUUACAACAGGAGAAACAAGCAUUGAAAAAGUUGGAUAAUGUCCGUAAGGACCAUGAGCACAGAUUAGAAGCCCUUCAUCAAGCUCAGGAAAUUGAUAAAAUCAAAGGAGAGCUCAUAGAAAUGAACCUACAUACAGUUGAUAGAGCUAUCCAAGUGGUUCGGAGUGCAUUAGCCAACCAGAUAGACUGGACAGAAAUUGGAUUAAUUGUAAAAGAAGCCCAGGCUCAGGGAGAUACUGUUGCAAAUGCCAUCAGAGAAUUGAAGCUGCAAACAAAUCAUGUCACAAUGCUUCUAAAAAACCCAUACCUAAUAUCAGAUGGAGAGGAAGAAGAAGAUGAAACUAACAUUGAGAAAGAAGAAACAGAAGAACCAAAAGGGAAAAAAAAAAAGCAAAAGAACAAACAGCUUCAGAAACUUCAAAAAAAUAAGCCAUUACUUGUUGAUGUUGAUCUCAGUUUGUCAGCCUAUGCUAAUGCCAAAAAAUACUAUGACCAUAAGAGACAUGCUGCUAGGAAAACACAAAAAACAGUUGAAGCUGCUGAGAAGGCAUUCAAAUCAGCAGAAAAGAAAACAAAGCAAACCCUUAAAGAAGUUCAGAUGGUUACCACCAUUCAGAAAGCAAGGAAAGUGUAUUGGUUUGAGAAGUUUUUAUGGUUUAUUAGCUCUGAGAACUAUCUCAUUAUAGGUGGAAGAGACCAACAACAAAAUGAAAUGAUUGUGAAGAGAUAUUUGACACCAGGGGAUGUUUAUGUUCAUGCUGAUCUUCAUGGGGCAACAAGCUGUGUAAUUAAGAAUCCAACAGGAGAACCAAUCCCUCCACGGACUUUGACUGAAGCUGGCACAAUGGCAUUGUGUUACAGUGCUGCCUGGGAUGCUCGAGUUAUCACCAGUGCUUGGUGGGUGUACCAUCAUCAGGUAUCUAAAACAGCACCAACUGGAGAAUACUUAACAACAGGAAGCUUCAUGAUAAGAGGAAAGAAGAAUUUUUUGCCUCCCUCGUAUCUUAUGAUGGGAUUUAGUUUCCUGUUUAAGGUGGAUGAGCCAUGUGUUUGGAGACAUCGAGGGGAACGGAAAGUUAGAGUUCAAGAUGAAGAUUUGGAGACAGUGGCUAGCAGCACUAGUAAGCUAGCUUCAGAAGAAAUGGAGCCAUUAGAUGAUGAUGGUAGCAGCAGUGGAGAUGAUCAAGAAGAGUCUUUUGAAACUUUAGAAGAAAAGGAGGUAAUAUCGAAAGAUGAUCUAGAGGUUGUUACCAUUCAGAAUGACAAAAACAGGCCUAAAGAAGGAUUAGCACAAGAAGAAAGUUCAGAUGAUGAUGAUGACGACAAUGAUGAUGAUGACGAUGAUAAUGAUAAUAAUAAUAAGGAGGAAGAGGAGGAAUCUCAAAAAACAGCGAAAGCAGCUCAAGAGGCUGCAAGUAAAAGAAAAGAGGAAUCUGAAAUGUCUUUAAAUUAUCCAGAUACUACAAUUGAUUUGUCUCACCUUCAAUCCCAAAGAUCCUUCCAGAAAAUAGUUGUGAGAGAAGAUUCUUCUGAUGUGAAUGACAGUAAAUUACAUGGCCGGAGGCAUUUGUCAGCCAAGGAGCGAAGGGAAAUGAAGAAAAAAAAGCAACCAAAUGACUCAACAGACUUAGAAACAUUGGAAGAAAAAGAAAAAGAAAAUACAUUAAAGACUGAAGUUUCUCCAAAUACAAGCAAAAAUGUUCCAGGUCCACAACCAAUGAAGAGAGGACAAAAGAGUAAAAUUAAAAAAAUGAAGGAAAAAUAUAAAGACCAAGAUGAAGAGGAUCGUGAACUUAUCAUGAAACUUCUAGGUUCUGCAGGUUCAAGCAAAGAAGAGAAAGGAAGGAAGGGGAAGAAGGGGAAAACAGGGAAAACAAAAGAAGAAGCAGUGAAGAAACAACCCCAGAAAUUCAAAAGUGAUCUGAAGAUUGCUGGCAGAAUUAAGAAGGAAACUCCUUUUCUUGAAGUUGUAACUCAUGAAUUACAAGAACUUGCCAUUGAUGAUCAGCCUGAUGACAAGGAAGAGCAAGAUACAGAUCAACAAGGAAAUGAGGAGAACCUGCUGGAUUCUUUGACAGGACAACCUCACUCUGAAGAUGUGCUGCUUUUUGCUAUACCAAUAUGUGCCCCUUAUACCACCAUGACCAACUAUAAAUACAAAGUGAAACUUACCCCUGGGGUCCAGAAAAAAGGAAAAGCUGCUAAAACUGCCUUGAAUACUUUCAUGCAUUCAAAAGAAGCAACAGCAAGAGAAAAAGAUUUAUUUCGUAGUGUAAAGGACACUGAUCUAUCAAGAAAUAUUCCUGGAAAAGUGAAAGUAUCUGCACCCAAUCUGCUCAAUACAAAGAAGAAAUAACUGAAACAAAACAAUAACAUAUUUGAAAGGUACUCAAAUGCUCAAAGUGGCCUUUACUAAAAAAUGAACUGAUGUUCUAGCAGGACUUCUUAGGUAAAUAGGCCGAACUAUGCAUUCUACAAAAUAACUUCCUCCAUUUCAAAUGGUAACAAUCAGUAUCUUAAUUGUAAGCUUAUACAAGUCUUUGUACAACACCAUAUAUAUAUGCACCUAUUCACCUAAAUUAAUAUGGAAUUUAGGUUACUAGUGAACCUUCAUUUCAUGUUGAAAUACUGAUUGAUAGACAGACAGACAGACAGAUAGAUAGAUAGAUAGAUAGAUAGAUAGAUAGAUAGAUAGAUAGAUAGAUAGAUAGAUAGAUAGACAGACAGACAGACAGAUAGAUAGAUGCUGCAGACCUAAAAAUUACCCUUUAACAAAUGUUCUUGAAUCAUACUCCUGUUUGAAGAAUUUUUCUCCUACUGUUAAUAGCUAAUUGAUUUGUACUCUUAACUAGGUAUCCAUAUGCAGUUUUUCCAUCUCUAAUCACUUCCUGGAGUUCCUGUUAGUACUAAGCUAUGAUGUGUUUAUAAAAAAAUGAUUGAAUAUGAUUCAUUUUUUCUUUCUGCCCUCAACCUCCCCCCUCUCCUCUAACUGCCCUAUGCCAGCCACAUCUGUUGGUUUGUAUCAAGCUUAGGUGUCUACAGCAUGCUGGCAUUUGUACUACUAAGGAAGGACAAUUACUAAAGCUCUCUUUUCCCAGAAUUAGUUGUGACAAUACUGCCAACAUUUUGUGAUUCUUCUGUUCAGUUCUUUGUCAAAAUAACAAUAAUAAUAAUUGGGGGGGGGGAGUAGAGAGAAUUCAUUAAAUGGAAUUUGUUUUUAUUAAAACUUUUCAUAGUUUCUUCUGCAACUUAGACAUAUUCAAGAAACACUUUUAAGGCUUUUCCAGUUGAAACUUAAAAACUAUCUCAGGAGAAUCUUUAAUUAUGAUAUGAUUAUGUACUACUGGGUUUUCAUAUUCUACCAUUUCAUUUCUCCAUUUCUGAAUGAUAUCAAAAUCCAAUGACCUUGAAAGUUAAAUUUCAAAUAAAUUAUUUUACCUUUUCUCUA